Trichoplusia ni (cabbage looper) is the source of this 1445-nucleotide messenger RNA. RefSeq lists its product as uncharacterized. The record is from RefSeq and is a predicted model, not a curated record. The coding region runs from base 115 to 1263 and encodes 382 amino acids. The transcript is spliced from 2 exons. NCBI's taxonomy places the organism in Eukaryota, Metazoa, Arthropoda, Insecta, Lepidoptera, Noctuidae.
UAUUGAGUACGAGCGUAGUGUAUGGAAGGGAUAUAGUAAACGAUGGCAGCGCACGGUGUGGCAGAAUUGUGUAACAAAAGGGGUUAGUGAAACUUGUCAAACGCUGUUUUGAAAAUGGGUCAUUAUUCUUGUUGUGUUAUAAACUGCAAAAAUACCAGUGGAAAUAGUCAGUGUAAAUUCUAUAUUUUUCCAAAAGCAGCCUGGAAAAUAGAUCAAAGAAUUAAAUGGAUAGCUGCAGUUAAAAGGAAAAAUGAUGAUGGAUCGCCAUGGCAUCCAAAACCCGACGACAAAAUAUGCAGUGAUCAUUUCAUAGGAGGCAAAAAAUCAGACGCGCAAGCAAGUCCAAGCUAUGUGCCCAUGAUACUACCCAAAGUAUAUCGGAAGAGGAAGGUUAACGAGCCACAUGUACAAGCUAGAUAUACACGCCUGAUUAAACGAAGAACCACAAAAGCUGCAGCAGAUAUCUUGGAAGUCUCGGAUACCACAACAAAUGAAAUAAUAAUGGAAAUAGGAAAUCAAACUCAACCUCGUCUGGUGAAUCAAGGAUGUCAAGUUAAUAUCUUUUCUGAAAUCAAUUUAUGGGAAACAACCUUUAUUUGCAAUAGUUUUAUUUACACUGAUCACUGUGAUGCUGAAAUUCAAGUAGAUAUUGCAACAACUACAAAAAUUGUAACAACAACUAAUCCCAGAAAAAAAGAUAAAAGCUGUUGCACCAACAAAAAAUCAUUUCAAGACCAGUCUUCUGAAACUACAAGCCGAGAAUUUGCUGGUAUCUCAUCAAUAAAAAAUGACUAUGAACUGCUAGAUCUUGCUGGCGUGUCAUUCAAUAAUUUCGAUUUUUUACUAACCAAAUUAACUGUGACUAAAUGUACAGUUUCAAUGAAAGACCGGCUUCUAAUAUUUUUAAUGAAAAUGAAAACUGGCUUAACAUUUUCAGCUUUGAGUGUGUUAUUUGGUAAACACAGAACAACUAUCUCACGAAUUUUUCAUUCAAUCUUAAAAAAUUUAGCUUCUGCAUCUGCUAAUUUGGUAUUUUGGCCUACUAGGGCUGCAGUACAGGGAACAAUGCCAGAAUGUUUCAGUCCAGAUUACACCAAUACAAGAGUAAUUAUUGACUGCACCGAAUUCAGAAUAGAAGUACCAUCAGCAGUGGAUGAUCGUGUUGCUUGUUACUCCCAUUACAAAAAAAGUUUCACUGCAAAAGUUCUUAUAGGGGCUGGAAACUUAUUUCAUGUUUUACACUCUCAAAACCAGUUUUUAUAAUCACAUCCAUGUUCUCCUUAAUUGUUUUUAACAUAUAUCUAUAAAAACACUAUUUAUUGUCUUUCUAUAUAUUUACUUUAUUUAUUUUAGAACAAUAAACAUUAUGCACUUGUCAUUCACUGUUUGACAUACUCCCCUUUUGUUGCGUUUACAUGGUGGCGCUGGUGUCGUGCACGUUCCGU